GCGGCGGCGGCGGCGACGGGUUUCGGCUGAUCCCGGACGUGAGGUGCCCGGCUCUGAGGGAGGGAAUCCGAGGUCCAGGUGGGGUGCCGCAUAGGCUGUCUGUCUGUCGGGUGGCGAGCUAUGGCUCCAGGUUCUCAGAGGUUGCCCUGCUGCCGCUGGAGAUGGUAUGUGUUGCCAAUUUGUAAUACUAGGCAAAGGAGUCAUUUCUAACAAGGAUACAAUUAUCAUCAGUGUAGCCACGGAAGAAUGAAUAUGCCUUGUGUGGAAUUAACCCUGGGGUUUGGUUUUCAGUUAAGAAAAUGAGGCAGAAGGGAGUGUUAACCAAGACCUUCCGAGGCCCAGCCAGUGUCUGUAGAACUCCGACCAGCCACGUUUACAUGUUUGAGAAUGGCAGUGGGGACUCGGGGGACUCCUCUGAGGAAGAGUCCCACCGGGUGGCUCUGCGGCCUCGGGGCAAGGAGUGCCAGAAGAAGGGUGCCCACCAGUCUCAUCAGCCUGGAGCAGGGGAUGUGGUGCUGCUACAGCGGGAGCUGGCCCAGGAGGACAGCCUCAACACGCUGGCUCUUCAGUAUGGCUGCAAAGUCGCAGAUAUCAAGAAAGUCAACAACUUCAUCAGAGAACAAGACUUAUAUGCUUUGAAAUCUAUUAAGAUUCCAGUAAAAAACCACGGGAUCCUAACAGAGACCCGCAAAGAACUCAGACCCCUCCUGAGCUCAUCCACAGAGACCAGAGUGACCUUCGAGGAGCAGCCAGACCCUGACAGAGUCGCUGUUGGUGCCAAUGCCCCAUCUAGCCCACUGACGGAGUUCUUUAAGGGCAUCGACCAGAAUAUUGAGCAUGCCGUGCAGUCAGAAAUCUUUUUGAGUGAAAGUUACUGCUUAGGGACCUCCAGUCAGCCCCUGCUUCCAGCUCCUCCAAAGACAUCGACAAGUGGUGCAGACUGUGGAAUUCAGUGGUGGAAUGCUGUUUUUAUCAUGCUUCUAAUUGGAAUUGUUUUACCAGUGUUUUAUUUGGUCUAUUUUAAAAUACAAGCUACUAGUGAGAUCCCUAGUAGCUUGAAUACAACUGCUGUCCCCAACGGCUCAAUGAUAAUGAGUGCAGUUCCAGAGCAAGCCCCCAAAUUAGUGAUUCCAGGACCAACCAUCCCCUCUUCAGACAGCCAAUUCAGUCAGACCACCCACAGGGGGAACUAGCUAUUGUUGCUUCUAAAGAAUCAGGCCAGCUUUAGCAAUUGGGCUCCCAAUGUACAUCAGCCAAUGCUGGCCAUAUCUUAGGGUGCUGCAUUUCCUUUUCUGUGACAAGGACACACUUCAGAAGCCACCAUCAUGUCGUCAGUAAUUCUCAUAGUGGGAAGAGCCUUGCCUGAUCCAGGACUCUGGGAGCCAAAACACCAGCGUCCUGAGCCUCCCACUUCCAGAGAGGAGUGGCAAAAGAGAUAUUUAACAUGUCAAAUGCUGUUUCAUGAAGGCAUUUAGCAGGCUGGCCAUGAGGGUCUUCACAGUAGCAGAUUGGACAUGCUUGGAGGGAGAGGAAUGGCCUUGGCAAACGGACCUGCAGUAUGGGAGCCCCUGGGUCUGGCUUUGGGUAUCUGCUGUUUGCUGUGUCUCCUGUCUGCUCUGGAGGGUGACUGAUAAAUGGUGUUCUGUGUCUCCCCUGCAAAGGUGCUAUGCAGUAGUGGUGGAAUGUCACCCUGUUUUAGAGCCUGACACAUUGCAGUUGUACUAGGCCCUGCAUCAUAUUUGCCCUCUCAGGUCACCUUUUUGAGGCAGUGUCUUAUCUAGUAUUAAAAAAGCCCUAAAUCCAAAUUGGUAUAAUAUGGAGUAAGUAGCAGUUCCGUUCCUCAAAGUUUAGAGAGCUACUUAAUCUGACACACAGGCACUUUUUAAGCUCUGUGUGGUGCAGUCAGCACUUCCUGGCCAGGACGAUUGGAGACCAUGGCCCAGUUUCACCUGAGGAGCAUUUCCACAGUGAUGGCUAACUGGAGUCCCAAAGUCAGCAUUCUUGGAAGGAGCUCUAGCUGGUCAGUGUCUGGAGUGGAGCAGGUACAGAGAGAAGGAUGAGUGCCAGUCACUGAAGUCCCAAAAUAUGACACUUCUAAGGCCAUGCUGUCUCUGGUCAAGCAUCUUGCUAGCUCUUAGAGGCACAUGGAAGAGUGGCACAGGGAGAAUAGGCGUGCUUCCUGCUGCUUCCUUGACUCCAUUCUUAGCCACAGAACAGGAAUGGGCUUGGUCAUUUUCCUUUGGGUGAAUACAAUGUAGCUUACAUUGUUAAAGUAUCAAAGACAAUGGAGGGCCUAGAGGUGGCCUUUGCUGUGAAAGACAAUAGGAAGUGGGGCCUGAGGUUUGCUGUUCUCCUCCUAUGACAGGUAGCAGUGGUGCUAAGUGCAGAGGCUGGAGGAAGGCAUGGGUUAGCAUGAUGCCUUGCUGGUGAAGCAAGUAUGCAUCGGGUGAGGGCAGGAGCCCACUUCAUUACCAUGGAGGAGUGGUGGCAGGCUUAGCCUGGGAGAGGUCUGUCUCCAGGGAGGAAAACAGCUUCACAAAUGCUGAGCUUUAGGUAGGUUUAAGGUAUUUGAUACAUUAGGCCUAGGUAUCCAUUUAAAAGAUUUCAUCAGGUACGAGGAAGGAAAUGUGGCAGAAGAGUACUUGAGAUGGGCUUCCAGUUUCUCCUCUCAGUUGUGUGAAAAACAGUUUUGCCCUGGGUUCAAUUAGCACAUUAAAAUUAUCUUCGAAAUUAAUCAGUUUCUUCAAAACCAAAAUGGUCUUCAGGAUUAAGUGAACUUGUGAACCUUUGCUACAGGAAAUGUUUUGAUCAUGUAAAUGCUUUUCCAGCCAAAUGUUUGUGUGCACUGUGUCCCUGAGGGCCACAGAUUUCUCUAACAUUUGUCACCAUUAAAUUCACUAGUCUGGGCUUAGACUCCCAUGAGAAAUGACUUUUGCCAAAGAAUGCGUAUCUGUAUACUUUUUUCAAGUGGAAUAAAAUAAUUUCUUCUGUGAAGGAAAA
Messenger RNA from Phacochoerus africanus (Common warthog), 3000 nucleotides. It is a transcript of the gene LYSMD4, whose product is annotated as LysM domain containing 4. The record is from RefSeq and is a predicted model, not a curated record. Lineage: Eukaryota; Metazoa; Chordata; Mammalia; Artiodactyla; Suidae. The transcript is spliced from 3 exons. The coding region runs from base 300 to 1193 and encodes 297 amino acids.